Thunnus maccoyii (southern bluefin tuna) is the source of this 785-nucleotide messenger RNA. RefSeq names its product interleukin-8-like. Gene Ontology annotation, biological process: antimicrobial humoral immune response mediated by antimicrobial peptide; chemokine-mediated signaling pathway; inflammatory response. The coding region runs from base 122 to 400 and encodes 92 amino acids. NCBI's taxonomy places the organism in Eukaryota, Metazoa, Chordata, Actinopteri, Scombriformes, Scombridae. Gene Ontology annotation, molecular function: chemokine activity; CXCR chemokine receptor binding. Gene Ontology annotation, cellular component: extracellular region. The transcript is spliced from 4 exons. The record is from RefSeq and is a predicted model, not a curated record.
AUUUUUCUCAGUUUACAACUGCGUCACAAGUGAAGGGCUGAGCUUCAUAGAUUUGCAGUCUACUGACUAUAAUUUUUUCUAAAAAGUAGAUUGCAUCUCUAACUUCAGCUUUAGAGCAGAUAUGUCUGUCAUCAAUAUUGUGGUACUUCUGGUUAUCCUGGCCAUCCCUGAGGGUAUCAGUCUGGGGGAUCAAGGAGUGAUUCUGCGAUGUCGAUGCAUUCACCUGGAGAAAAAGCCCAUUGGACGUCACAUAAGAACAGUGGAAGUGAACCGUCCUAAUUCCCACUGCAAAAACGAGGAGAUUAUCGCUACACUUAAAAAGGAUGGGCAAAAGGUUUGUCUGGACCCUAAUGUUCCUUGGGUCAUAAAAGUGAGGAAACUAGCUGAGCAGACACUGUAAACAGCAAACUCUCUCAGAUGGAAUAUGAAAGAAAUGCAGCGGCUGUGAUGAGUUUUUGUUUACUUUGAACCAACUUUUGAACUUCCUGAGAGUCAUUGAGAACGGAUGCAUGUUGACACAAAUGUAUCUUUCUGAUCAAUAUGUUAAGCAUCACAUGAUUACAUACUUUAAUAGAGCUUGUAUUUCAAAAUGUUAAUAUUCUAUCAGUAAUUUUUGUGUCUUACUCUGCAAUGCUGAACAUAAUGGAAAAAUAAGAGCACCAAACAAACGUGAGUAGCAGUGCAGAUUGCACAACACCAUGAUAUUCAAAACAGUGGUGUACUGUCAGACAAUAACUGUACAAAUAAAAUGUGACCUUAUACGAACCAAACAUCUAUCAAUAUCU